Molecule: messenger RNA, 1902 nt
Organism: Trichoplax adhaerens
Lineage: Eukaryota; Metazoa; Placozoa; Uniplacotomia; Trichoplacea; Trichoplacidae
Exons: 24
Coding region: 1-1902 (633 amino acids)
Biological process (GO): ribosomal large subunit biogenesis
Cellular component (GO): nucleolus
Molecular function (GO): RNA binding; GTP binding; GTPase activity
Source: RefSeq, a predicted model, not a curated record
AUGGCAGCUACAACUUGCUAUAACUUUAAAAAGACCACUGUCGUUCCGUCUGCUAAGGACUUUGUCGAUAUCAUUUUAUCCAAGACUCAAAGGAAGACGCCAACGGUGGUUCACAAACAUUAUCAAAUUGGUCGAAUUCGACAAUUUUACAUGAGAAAAGUCAAGUUUACUCAACAAAAUUGCCAUGAUCGCUUGAGCCAGAUUCUAAAUGAUUUCCCCAAGCUAGAUGAAGUCCAUCCAUUUUAUGCAGAUCUUAUGAAUAUCCUUUACGAUAAGAAUCAUUAUAAGCUUGCUCUUGGCCAAUUGAACACUGCAAUGCAUUUGAUAGACAAUGUUGCUAAAGAUUAUGUUCGAUUACUAAAAUAUGGGGAUUCCCUGUACCGAUGUAAACAAUUAAAGAAAGCAGCCCUAGGAAGAAUGUGUACUAUCCUUAAAAGACAAAAUCAGAGCCUACAAUACUUAGAACAAGUGAGGCAGCAUUUAGCACGACUCCCGACCAUUGAUCCCAAUACAAGAACUAUCCUUAUCUGCGGAUUUCCUAACGUUGGUAAAUCUAGUUUUAUCAACAAGAUAACUCGAGCUGACGUUGAAGUUCAACCUUAUGCUUUCACGACCAAAUCUCUAUUUGUUGGACAUAUGGAUUAUAAAUAUCUUAGAUGGCAGGUUGUAGAUACACCUGGGAUUUUAGAUCAUUCUCUAGAACAAAGGAAUGCUAUAGAAAUGCAGGCAAUUGCUGCGCUUGCACAUUUACGUGCCGCUGUUUUAUAUAUUAUGGAUAUCUCUGGACAAUGUGGACAUAGUAUAGAGGAACAGAUUGGACUAUUUCGUAGUUUGCAGCCCUUAUUUAGCAAAAAGCCAAUAUUAAUUGCCCUAAAUAAAAUCGAUAUUAUUGGAGUGACAGAUUUAUCCGAUGAUGUUAAGACUCAACUUCAAAGUCUCACUACUGAAGGAAUUGACUUACUUCCAAUGAGCACAGUAACCGAGGAAGGUCUUUUUGACGUUAAGAAAGAGGCUUGUGAAAGACUGCUAGCACAGCGCAUAGAAGUCAAGCUAAAAUCGCGAAGAGUAAAUGAUAUCAUUAAUCGGGUUCAUGUUGCCACCCCAGUUCAGAGAGAUGAUAAAGACCGUCCUGUGUUCAUUCCGGAUUCAGUAAAGGAAAAGAAAGCUAUCGAUGAUUCGAUUAGCAAAAAAAAGCUUAUGCGUGAUUAUGAAGAAGAGCUAGGAGAUGAUUACAUUUUAGAUUUAAAAAGGGAAUACGACUUAAAGAAUGAAGAUGAAAAGUAUGAUAUCGUACCCGAAAUAUACGAAGGGAAAAAUAUUGCAGACUUUAUUGAUCCUGAAAUUAUGGAAAAAUUAGAAAGUUUGGAAAGAGAAGAGGAACUAAGAGAAGCUGCCGGAAUAUACGAUGACGAAAUUGACGAAGAUGACGAUGAAUAUACUGAGAUCAAAAAGAAAGCAGAUCUUAUUCGAAGUAAGAAAAAGCUGCUAGCGUUAAAAAAUCGCGAAAAGAAAUCUAGGAAUAAGCCUACAAUGCCUCGAAGAAAGAUACAGGCUACUCGGUCGCGACUGGACAAAUUUCAAAAUAUGGAUGAAAUGGAAUCAAUGGAUACUUCUACUGAAGCUAAUGCAGUGUCACGAAAGCGACAAUCGCUAUCGAAGGAAAUCAUGCAGCGUAAGCGUAAGGCAUCACGAAGUGUUACUCGCAGCCAAUCACGACCACGUGAUGAAUCGGCCUUUGCAAAUCCUUCACAAAAGGCAAGGGCGAGAAUAUUAACUAAGAAAUCUCAAAAGAAAAUUAGGUUUGGGGCUCUGAAAGGUGAAAGUGAUAGAGCUAUUCCCGAUUUGAAGCCUAAGCAUUUAUAUUCCGGUAAGAGGAAGCAAGGAAAGACAUCUAGAAGAUAA